AUUGCUUCCAAGAUCGCUUCGACCGUUCUCAUUACACGUUAAACUAUAGUUUCCACCAAACUAGUUUUAGGAAGGUAGUGAGAACGGUGUCCUAGUUUCCACUAAACUAGUUUUAGGACGGUAAUGAGAAUGGGAUCUAAAUUAAAGUGUUUGUAAACUUUGUACUUGUAGUACUUACUGAGCUGAUAUGAGAUAAAUUUCAAAACAAUAGCAAAGCUGACCCCAGAUACAUGUAUGUGUAUCCAGCUGUUUUAUGAAAAGAAUAAAUAUACAGAGAUCGAAGGCCAGAAAGGGUCACAGUUUUAUUCCUGAUGAUUUGAAAGGAAAUCUGUAGUAGGCAUGCAUAUUAUCAGUAUCUGAGCUCCUUAAAUAUUGAUUCAAUUUUUGCUUGGAGAAAAUGAAUAUAAAGUAUUGACGUAGAGUAUUUCAAGAUGUUGAUUUGUUUCAGUUUAUCCCUAAAAGAGCCGGGUUAUUUGGACCCCUCUCACAGCCGGGGGAGAUGGAUUUCGCCCCCCUGAGAUCUCCACCUUCGAUCGCACGAGCGCCACAAAAAUUUGCACAGUGGUAGCGUGUAAUAAAAUCUACAAGGAUGUAUGGUUAAAUUUUUGAAAUAAUAAGAUUUUUCAUUUAAUGAAUUAAUUAUGCCAAUUUAUGCAUGAAAUAAAUCAUUUGCUCUGAUCAACUAUCAUACGGCACCAAAACUGCUAAUUUUUUAUUCACAGACUCUAUGUAGAAUCCCGAUCAAAUGUACUUCAAAAAAAUUUGGUAUCGCAAUUUUUUUUCUUAUGUAUUUUUUUUUUUUUUUUUUAAUUAGUUUCUUAUGUAUUUCUUUGGUUUUUUUACUUUUUGUUUUCUACUGUUUUUUGAUGAAAAUUGUUGCAGACUUAAUCCAGAUCAUAAACCAAAAAAUUAAUCAAGUUUAAUAAGUAAAAGUAGAAAUAAUGAUACAUUUAUGAAUUUUGGCUAAAUACACAAUUUGCAUUGGAUUUGUACAUGAAUUCACGUUUUUGAGCAGUUUUGGGUCUGACAUGCACUUACGUAAUGUUGUGUAAUUUCGUAACCGCGUACCCGGGCAUCGCAAAUUUGGUCUCAAUAGUUGUACAAGAUUUUAAAGUAAAAAGUCAGCGAGCGGCGCCGUUUAAAAAUUUCACGCGGCGGAUUUAUCAUGAAAAAUGUAGAGGGGGGCGGAAUCCCCACCCCCCUCCCCGGGGCUUUUAGGGUUAAUAUUGCAUGUCGUUUUUAGCAAGUAAGCCUUCUGCAGCGCGCAACACUGGCACUGGUCCGACGGUCCCAGACCAGUAAAAAUUGCUGUCGGGCCAGUAACUUUUCAGAAAUAGCCAGAUUUACUGGUCUGACAUGACCAGUAAAAUAUAUAUCAAACUAAUAUAAAUGAUAUUUUCUCCUCUUUAGUAAAUAAUAUAAAUGGCUUUGGCAUCUUUAAAGUGGCUUUCCAAAACUGUGAAAUGGUUCGCAUGAAUUGUAUUCUCUGUGUGUAUGUGUGCACUGUUUGUUAGUAAAAAAAAAAAUUGGGGGGGGGAGGCAAUAAAAGACAGCAAAAUAAACAAGUCUUUAUUUGAAUUUAUUCAUGUUUUUCUUUAUUUUGGGGACCAGUGAAUUUUAGGUUUGGACCAGUAAAAAAUGGAAAAACUGGGUAUCUACUGGUCCGAAAAGAACAGGUUGGACCAGUAGAAAAAGAGGGUUAGUGUGGAGCCCUGCCUUCUGGUUAAUAAACUUUAAUUUUUUUUAUUUCGGAAACUGAUUUUUUAUCUUGUCUCAAGUUAUGCUUAACUAUUUUUAUAAUUAUCAUUGUAAGUAUUAGUAUUCAAAUCACAAUUUUAUCAACCUCAUUGUUAAUGUUGUUAUUUUUGUUGUUGAUGUUUGCAAAAUACACAAUUACAUGCAUGAUAAACAAUAUUCACCAAUCAACAGAUAACAAACGUUGCUGGGAUUUAAUAGCUAGUAGGAAGGCAGGGAGAUGGAGAUGGUGCCAUGGCAGGCAAACUUGAGUGAUCUUGGAUUAAUAGGGACAGUCUAUCAUCAGAAAAAAAGAGGAAUGAAAAAAGAAAAACAUGGCUAUGUUCACUGUGUCAUAUGGUGGUUUAGAUGAUAAAUUAAGUGAUCGUCAAAUGGCAAAGGAGAGAUCUCAGAUGCACUUUGCAGCAAGUCAGGGUCAGCUGAUGGUACUUCAUAGUCUGAUUAAAGAAGGAGCCAGUGUGAACAAGAAGACUAGUAUGGGAUACACCCCUCUCCAUGAUGCAUGUUGGACCAACCAUUCAUAUUGUGCAUCUCAUCUACUAAAGGCUGGAGCAGAGGUUGAUGCAAUGAGUUCCGAUGGGAAGACUCCCUUGUCAUUAGCAAGUAGUGUUGGAAGCAAAGAUUGUGUGAAAUUACUCUUGGAUUGGAAGGCAAAAGUCAAUGUUGAAGAUGAAUCUUGUCCUUCACCAUUGCAUGCAGCUGCAGUAGCAGGUCAUCAUGAAUGUGUGGACCUACUAAUUGAUGAAGGGGGGAAUGUAAAUGGUAAAAAUCCUUACUAUGGGACACCUCUCCAUUCAGCAUGUGGGAAGUCAAGCAAAGAAUGUUCUUCUUCAUUAAUAUCAUCAGGUGCGAAUAUAAAUGCAUUGAGAAAGAGAGACCUUCAGACUCCUCUCCAUGUUGCUGCUACAGUGAAUUGUGAUCAACUAGUGCAUUUAUUAGUAUGUAAUGGAGCUGACAUCCAUGCAAGAGACAAGCAAUCUAAGAAGCCUAUUGACCUUGUAGACAAAGAGUCCAGUGCACAUACAUUAUUACAGACAUUUAUGACAAACCCAGAAAGCCUAAUAAGUUUAUGCAGAAAUCAGAUUCGCACUUCUCUUGGCCCGUCUGCCCCACAGAAUCAAGUAAAGGAUUUGGACCUCCCUCAGCCUCUCAAAGAAUACAUCACUUACACAGAGAAGCCAUCUUCAUUCUAGAUAUUAUCUGAGGAUCUAGAAUCAAUCAAAUCUAAUGUCAUUAGCAGCGUGACAGACAUUGGCUCUUCUAUUCUUUGAAACUUGUGACUUACUGGAAUCAGACUAAUCAGAAGGCGAUGUAGUUAGGUAUGGACGUAGUUUACUAAUGGCUGUCUACCAUUUUGAUAUCAAUUAACAACUCAAUGUUGAAUGAAGCAGCUGAAGAAUCAAAUCAAUUGUUUUGGACAUUAUACUCUGAUUACGUAUCUAUUAUUCUAGAUUGUUACAUUAUAUGAUCACCAUGCAACUCAUCACUUUUCUGUGCAACUGAUAAUUUUUAUUUUGAAAAAAAUAGUGAAGUUUAUUUUGAGAGAGAUCUGGAAAUCACAUUUCAAAUUGUAAAUCAAAACAUUAAAAAUCAUGUUGCUUUUAUUUUCAUUUGAAGACUGAAAAGAACAGGCUUAUAAUGAUAAAUAUAUAGCAAGUAAGAGAGGAUAAUGAGAAAGAGAGAGAGAGUGAGGAAGAGAAGGGAAAUGGUUGGAGAUACAAAGACAAACUCAAGAGAUGACAUUGAAGAGAGAUAAUAACUUGUGAACUGAAUAUAUAUCUCCCAGUGGCGGAUCCAGGUCUGGGCACAUCUGGCCUGUGCCCCCCUUUGAGAGACAUAAGAAAUAUUACGGGAAUAUGUCAUGCAAACGCAAGUGAAGACCUUUUUAAUUUUUUUUUUUUUUUUGCUUGCCAAACAACCAUUGAUUGGGAGUGUGAAGACCUUUUUUUGGGGGGGAUGUUAAUUUUUGUCUCACCUGCAUAGCAGAGUGAGACUAUAGGCGCCGCUUUUCCGACGGCGACGGCGGCGUCAACACCAAAUCUUAACCUGAGGUUAAGUUUUUGAAAUGACAGCAUAACUUAGAAAGUAUAUGGACCUAGUUCAUGAAACUUGGCCAUAAGGCUAAUCAAGUAUUACUGAACAUCCUGCCUGAGUUUCAUGUCACAUGACCAAGGUCAAAGGUCAUUUAGGGUCAAUGAACUUAGACCAUGUUGGGGGAAUCAACAUCAAAAUCUUAACCUAAGGUUAAGUUUUUGAAAUGUCAUCAUAAAUUAGAAAAUAUAUGGACCUAGUUCAUGAAACUUAUACAUAAGGUUAAUCAAGUAUCACUGAACAUCCUGCAUGAGUUUCACGACACAUGACCAAGGUCAAAGGUCAUUUAGGGUCAAUGAACUUUGGCCAAAUUGGGGUAUUUGUUGAAUUACAGCCAUAAAUUUGAAAGUUUAUGGAUCUGAUUCAUGAAACUUGGACAUAAGAGUAAUCAAGUAUUACUGAACAUCCUGCCUGAGUUUCAGGUCACAUGAACAAGGUCAAAGGUCAUUUAGGGUCAAUGAACUUAGACCAUGUUGGGGGAAUCAACAUCAAAAUCUUAACCUAAGGUUAAGUUUUUGAAAUGUCAUCAUAAAUUAGAAAAUAUAUGGACCUAGUUCAUGAAACUUAUACAUAAGGUUAAUCAAGUAUCACUGAACAUCCUGCAUGAGUUUCACGACACAUGACCAAGGUCAAAGGUCAUUUAGGGUCAAUGAACUUUGGCCACGUUGGGGGUAUUUGUUGAAUUGCCAUCAUAUCUCUAUAAGUGUAUUGGUCUAAUUCAUAAAACGUGGAAAUACGAGUAACCAAGUAUCACUGAACAUCUUGUGCGAGUUAUAGUAGUUUUCAAAAUCAGCACUGCUGCUAUAUUGAAUCGUGUGAUGCAGGUGAGACGGCCAGAGGCAUUCCACUUGUUACUCUACAGAAAUGCCCCCGCCGCCUUGGGAAAACGAAAUCCUGGAUCCGCCCCUCUUGAUAACUCCUGUAUGUUUUAUUUUUAUAUUAAUUUUUUCCUACAAAUGUUGCUGAAGUCAUACCCUCAUAAUGGAUUUAAAGACAUAGGAAACACUCUUUUGUGCAAUGUAUGUAUUGUGAAAAGUGACCUAAUGGAUCUCUUAUUUCAUGUGUUUCGUUGCAUACGAUUCCAAAUAGAUUGAGACAAAUUGUCUAAAUUUGGCCAAAUUUUCUUGCAUGGUUUUCCAAAUUCAGUAUUAAAUAUGUUAAACAUAUAUAUUAGGAACUCUCCUUGAGCAUGGGCUGUGGGUCAAGGGGGGGGGGGGGGACAAGGGUACAACUUUGUGAGUUGUGGUACAUACAUAAGUCCCUAUAUGUAGUUGCUGUUUAUGAAAUUAAAUAUGCAUGGUUCAUUAUUUGAACUUUUACAUCUUAUUAAGUGCAGGUUUGAGGAUUUAUUUCUUCAGGACAAUUAACAAACUGUAUUAAUUAAUCUUGCACAAAAUUGUAGUAUCCAUAAAGAUACAAAUAUAUUCAACACUUUAAACUUUCUAAAUAUACAUUGUUUUGGGUUUGUGGUGGAUCAAUAUAUUAAAUCUAAUCAGCAAUAAGGGUGGAUAAUUCUUGAUUACAUAACUUUUUUUUUCUGACAGGGUGUAUAUAAGAAAAGCUCUCUGUAAUAAAUCAUUUCUGCUGGUUAAUUUACUUUACGUGAUAAUUUUUUUUUACAAUUUAGCAAGUGUCUAAUUAAAUUAAAGAGCUAUGCAUUUUGUUUGUGAUUUAUACUAGCAAAGAAGAAACAAUCAUGCCAUUCAUGUGAAUUAUGGUAGUAAAUGAUCAACUUUUCAACUACAAUAAGUGCAAUAAUUAUAGUGAAAUAAGUGAUAGCUGCAUGGAAGGAUUUCAAGAGUUUGGUAUACCGGUAUAUGUAAAUAAUCUUUUUUUCUGUUUAUUUUAAUGUACCAUCCUUUAGAUAACUGUUUGAUUGACACCAAGAUUAAUCUUUGAUACUGGGAAUUUUAUUUCCUUUCCCUCCAAAAUAAAGCCAAAUGCACAUGUGACAUAUUAUUGUAAAUAUUUAUUGCAUCCAUAUGUUCCUCAUCAGUUAUAUGUUAUACAACAUGAAUAUGAUGUAAUAGAAACCUGUCAUGACAAAAGUUGUGUGAACUUACUCUUUGGGGUACUAAUAAAGGGCAAUAUAUUGUAAAAGUGAAAAUCCACUAGACUCCUUAAACCUUGAAGAAGUACUCUCCCAAAAAGGAGAGGUUUAGAACUGCUGUAUCAUUGCUUCAGGUGAUGUGGUGAUCAUGUGGUAAUGUUCUUCUUUGUGCACUAUUAUACAGUGUGCUUGGUGCAGGUGGUGCAUAUAUGUCCCUUUUACAGCAUCUUAAGGGGAGGGGGAGGCAACAUUUGACAAACAAUGUUACUCCUCUGAAGCCAGUUAUGGAGGUUGUAAUUACUAAUUUACUGAUAAUGUUUAUUAUAGUGAUUCUCCUGAUACAUACAAGGAAGCAUGCCUGUGUUAUGCGGGCAAGAAUGAAAGCUGUAUCAUGUUGGAAUAAGAGGAGUUGCCAUUUCAAUUUGAUAAUACAGAACAAGUCUUAUUCAUAACAAUAAUGGGAAAAUUAUGCCCGUUCUUUGCCUUUCACAUGUUUUUCUAUAUUCACUAUUGUACAAAUGAGCUAAGAAGUACUGGUAUAUACUCUACGCACAAAAUAAAGCAUUAUCUUUCUUAUACAAAAAAAAAGUUAUCUCGCAAUGUUAAUUAAUAAAGUAGAAUAGAAACUGUAAAUAUUCUGUUUAGCCUGAGGUACUUUGAAAUUCCUCAAUAUUUAUAUUACUGAUAUCUUUCACGACUGUUCAUGCUCAUUCAUAAUGUGCAGUGUGGGUGUGUUAAUUUGGGGAACUUGAUAUCUAAAAAUGAGAUAUUUUAAUAGUGAAUUUAAAUCAGACUCGCAAUAGAUGGUUUCUUUUAAUACUAUGUCACGUUUUCAUUGAAAUUUGAUUUCCUGAAACAAUGGCUAGCGCAGUGCAGGAUGACCUGUGAAGUAAAUGUCAAAUCUGUUGCGUGCUAAUUAAAAUUUAACUUUCCCUUUGAUGCUACUCAAGUACAACAACUUGACUGAAAACAGAAAAUAAUCACAAUGCUUGUUGCCAUGACUUGAGUCACAGACCUUUUUCAAUGGGUAAUCAAAUCAGCUUUUGUUUGUUUUGUGUUUUUUUUUAAGAGGGGGGGGGGGGUGUCAAAUGUUCAGCUUUCCCAAAUUUGGAAUCUAAAUCCAUCUCCCUUAUUGAGAACAAAAUCAGAUUUUACUACGAAAAAGUGUUGUCAAUUGUGUAAACAAGAGGUAGUUUGAUAUCAUGGCUGAGUGAAUAAAAAGUGCAAAAUGCCAAAACUCACUUGUAAUGUGGUAUAAAAAUUCUGACCUGCAAUGUUUGAAAAGUGACAGGUUUAUCUUUCAUAAGUGCUCACUCUUGCAUGACUGGACAUAUCAAUUCCAUUUUUACACAGAAGUUACCAACUGCAGUAAUACUUCUACCAGGAUAUUCUAGCAUUUUGUGCUAUGUUUAGUAUGAUUAAUUGCCUGAGAUGAAGUUUUUAUUUCAUGAUAAAACUUUUAUACCGUAGUAGUUUCAUCUAAUGCUAAAUUUGUCUCUUAAGUCUUUAUAUGUCAUCCUAACUUGACAAAUACUGAAUACUCUCUUUUAAAUUUGUAAUGACAGAUACAGGAAAUAAAAAGGAUGAAUAAGAAGGAAUGGUCAUAUCACAUACAACUUUCAUUCCUGAAAUAUAUGAAAACAAGCACAACUCAGUUCAUGAAGCACGCUAUGAAAACUAAAAUAAUAAGCUAUGAAAUAAAAAAAAUGAAAUCUAAGAAAAAAAGAAGAACUAAAUUAAGGUUCACUUGCUUUCAUAGAAUAUUACAAUGUGCAAAGCCGUACUGUAUACAACACAAAUAUGUGAGAUGAUUUGUAUUAUCUAUGAAACAUGACAUUUUGAAGAAGAAAAUGUCUGAAAUAAUGAUUUAUCAUGGUUUUCCUGAUUUUACUCUUCCAUUCUUGAAAAAUGGCAACAGAUAAAUAUGUUACAUUGUUAUAAUGAAUUUUGUGAAUUCAUUUAUUUCGUUUAAUGUCCGUAGGAUACAUCUGUAAGUGUUCAUUUCUUUUACAAAUGAAUAUUUUAUGUUAGAACAGGGUAUAUCAAUAAAUGCCUUAUUUUAGUAAAAAUGAUUUGUCUCUCUGUUUGAAGAGGGUAUAAACAUGUAUCACGGGGUAUAGUAUCCGCACAUGAUUCAGUACUUCACUUUUUUGCCUGAGAAAUUAUUGAACUUGGUCUAUUCAAUCAAUAAUACCUUGAACUCCAAUUGUCUGUUGAUGGUCCAAGUGGGUAUUCCAUAUUGCAAAUGGAAGUUUCUAUGACUUGUUCUUUAAAAUAAAUUGUUGCAAAGAUGAACAAUCAUUGCCUGAUAUGUAAUGUUAUUGUAACUUGCCACUAUUCUCCAUGAAAUGCUUGAGUUUGAUUAGCCAUUGAGCCCUGUUACCAUGGUAGUUACAAUGAAAAGACGUUUUAUGCAACAGAAGUACACUUCAUGAUAGACCUACUUCAUACCCUUAUUACUUUUCCACUGUCUAAACAGGUGUUGAAUGGUAGAAUAUGAAAAUGCAUUUUCCCUUGCAUUGUGAUUGCUUCACAUUGCCAUUGGCUGAAAUACUCCAGAGAGAAUGAGUAAUGUACAUACAUAUCAUGCAGGCAAAAAAGAUAGAACCCAAUGAUAGGAAUAAUUAGUAAUAUAAGUGCCCAUAUGUUGUUAAUAACCAGGUAAUUAUAAUUAUAACAGGAUUAAUGGAUGCUCUUGAAAGUAAUGGGCGAUUUCUAAUUUGGUGUUGGACACUGAUGUUUUGGGUAAUGCAAAACUCACACCAACACAGCAUCCAUCAUAUAACACCAAACCUGAAAUAAGGUUGAUGCUAGGAUGGAUGUCACUUGGUGUUGAUCUAUCAACAUAUAUUCAUAAUUCCAAAUUCUGCCUUGGAGCUAGGUCUAGUGGCCUGAUAAUUGUUUUCUCAAUACCACCAAUAACAUAAACUUCUACUUGAAAAUCACCCACUGAAGCAACAUUAUAUUAAUGUUUUCCUGUUUAUUUUAUACAUAAUGAUAUACAUGUUUACAAUACGCACAAGUUUAAGUACCUCCUAAUUGCAGCUGUGUAAGUAGAAAUCUUUUUGUUAAGAUGUUCUAGCCUUGGAAUUCAUGAUCAAAGCAUUGUCCUAAAAAAGUUUAAUCUUUGUAGAUUAAUUUAGGGGAGGGGUAAUUUUAUACUUAAAUUUCAGAAUUGUUUAUUUUAAGGAUUCUGCAAUAUUUUAAAGGAUUUUAUCUUUUUAUCUGUUUUAUAUUCAGAUGUCUGUUUCUGUACUUUGUCAUAUCAUUUCUUGAUCAUAUUGUGAUGCCCGUAGUCUAAGCUAUGCAUGAUAAGUCUGAAAUGGGACAACUGAAAUUAUUACUGUAUGUACAUGUAUGUAGAACUCAAUAAAAUAUAAUCCGUAUUUUA
Lytechinus pictus (painted urchin) is the source of this 9287-nucleotide messenger RNA. RefSeq names its product ankyrin repeat and SOCS box protein 13-like. Lineage: Eukaryota; Metazoa; Echinodermata; Echinoidea; Temnopleuroida; Toxopneustidae. The transcript is spliced from 7 exons. Gene Ontology annotation, molecular function: protein binding; ubiquitin-protein transferase activity. The coding region runs from base 2070 to 2948 and encodes 292 amino acids. The record is from RefSeq and is a predicted model, not a curated record. Gene Ontology annotation, biological process: intracellular signal transduction; protein K6-linked ubiquitination. Gene Ontology annotation, cellular component: BRCA1-A complex; BRCA1-BARD1 complex.